Molecule: messenger RNA, 3537 nt
Organism: Symbiodinium sp. CCMP2592
Lineage: Eukaryota; Dinophyceae; Suessiales; Symbiodiniaceae
Source: the annotation of a GenBank genome assembly
AUGUUUAUGGAACAGGCAAGUGCGCUGCAGCUUGUGGAGCUGCAGACUGACUUGGGCCGCAUCUCAAGUCAGCCGGUGUACUGGUGGAAUUCGUGUUUGCUCACCUUGUCGUGUGUUGCCGUGAAGGAGCUAUUCAUGAUUCCCAUGAAUUUCCACCUUUGCUGCCAAUGUCUCACUUCAGAUCCGGUUGACGCGGCUGCUGUGCGCCACGACUUGCUUCUCGAUGGUGUCGAUGAGUUCAUCAGAAUUUGGACGGAAGUUUGCUUCGACUUCGUGCUGUCCUGGGAGGCGGUUUUCCACACAUUGGAAAAACCGCGCUUGCCUGCAUUCAGUUUGUUGAUGUUUCUUGCCGCGGCGCUACUUGGGCAGAAAGUCCCGAUACCGAAGAGACACCCUGCCAGUACAUUUCUUCUCUUCCGAGAUGAUGACACUGGGAAGAAGGAAGCAGGGCGUGGCCCUCUUGCCGGACAGCCCCUGCUCUUCAAGGGCAACAAGGCCAAGAUCAAGGAGGAGGACGAAGUGAAGCUCGAGCCGGGCGAGGACAAGUCUCGUGUAAAGACGCGUGACAACAAGGACUUGCAGUACCACAACAUUACCGAGGAAGUCAUGACGAAGAACGAGAUUGAGGAGAAGAUCAAAGCAGAAGCUGAGAUCGAUGAGUACGAGGAAGGCAAACUGGACCGUGACUGGUACAUGGCGGAAGAAGGUGGGGCGGCUCAGGGCAUGGACGCAAUGGACCCAGUGCAGGAGGCCGAGAAGGAAGAGAAAAAGAAGCGCCAAUUGGCUUCGGUCGCCCGGGUGAAUAUCCGGCAGCAGCAGAAGAAUGAGGCGAACGAGCUUUGGGAGCUUAACAGGCUCGGGGCCAUGGGCUUGGCGGAGCGGAAGGAGGUAAACUUGGACUUCUCGAAAGAGGACGAAGAGAAGCGUGUUGCCGUUGUUGUCCGGGAUACGACGCCACCGUUCCUGGACGGCCGAAAGGUCUUCACCACACAGACAGAGGCAGUGAGUGCCGUCAAAGAUCCGACGUCCGACAUGGCUGUCUUCUGCAAGCAGGGCUCGAAGGUGGUCAGACAAGUGCGUGAGGAACAAGACCAGAGCAAGUUCCGGCAACGUUUCUGGGAACUUGCAGGCUCCAACAUGGGCAACGUGAUGGGCGUCAAGAAGAAGACGGACACCGACAAGCAGGACGACGACGUUUCAGACGAUGAAUUUGACCACAAGGCCAGCAACCAGUACGGCCAAGCCUUGAAGAACCAGAAGACAGAGGCCCAGUCGGAGUUCGCGAAGACGCGGUCGAUCCAGCAACAGAGGCAAAGCCUUCCUGUUUUCAAGGUGCGGGAAGAGCUCAUCGACCUUCUGCGUGAGCACAACGUCCUGAUUUGCGUCGGCGAGACUGGAUCGGGAAAGACGACACAGCUCACUCAGUACCUGCACGAAGCCGGUUACUCGGUGAACGGCCAGAUCGGAUGCACACAGCCUCGCCGUGUUGCAGCUGUGUCCGUGGCGAAGCGCGUCGCCGACGAGAUGGGCUGUGAACUGGGCACAAAGGUGGGCUACUCCAUUCGGUUCGAGGACUGCACCAGCGAGUCGACCAUCAUCAAGUACAUGACCGAUGGCGUGCUUCUGCGAGAAACCUUGUUUGAGCCGGACUUAGACAGAUAUUGCGCGGUCAUCAUGGACGAAGCGCACGAGCGCUCGCUCAACACAGACGUCUUGUUCGGAAUCCUGCGGACUGUAGUGGGCCGCCGGCAUGACUUCAAGCUGAUCAUCACCUCAGCCACCAUGGAUGCAGACAAAUUCGCCGCGUUUUUCGGCAACGUGCCAGUCUUCAACAUCCCAGGUCGAACGUUUCCCGUGGAUACCUUCUAUGCGAGAAGUACAGCUCAGGACUAUGUCGAUGCCGCAGUGCAGCAGGCGAUCGCAAUCCAUGUUGGUCAGGAUCAGGGAGAUGUCCUGAUCUUCAUGACUGGGCAAGAGGACAUUGAGGCCACGUGCGUUUUGCUAGCUGACCGCAUCUCACAGGUUGGUGAGAAUGUGCCGCCCGUGUCAAUUUUGCCCAUCUACUCGCAGCUUCCCUCGGACUUGCAGGCCAAGAUUUUCGAGAGCAGCGACAAACGAAAGAUGAUUGUGGCCACAAACAUCGCAGAGACUUCUCUCACGGUGGACGGCAUUAAGUAUGUGAUCGAUACAGGCUACUGCAAGCUGAAGAUCUACAACCCUAAGAUGGGUAUGGACAGCUUGCAGGUAACACCCAUCUCGCAAGCAAAUGCCAACCAACGCCGGGGACGCGCAGGACGGACCGGUCCUGGAAUGUGCUGGCGUUUGUACACAGAGAGUGCCUUCGUCUCCGAGAUGCUGCAAAUGACCAUCCCUGAAAUCCAGCGCACAAACCUCGCCAACGUAGUGCUGCUGCUGAAGUCCAUGGGGAUUAAAGAUCUGCUGGCCUUCGGCUUCAUGGACCCUCCGCCACAGGACACAAUUCUGAACUCGCUGUUCCAGCUCUGGAUGCUGGGUGCACUCGAUAACCUCGGUGACAUAACUACCCUGGGCAACAAGAUGGCGCAGUUUCCGCUGGAUCCGCCGCUGUCGAAGAUGCUCAUCGUGGGCGAGGAGCUGGGCUGCAGCGAAGAGAUCAUGACUGUGGUGUCCAUGCUCUCCGUGCCGUCGAUCUUCUUCCGACCGAAGGAUCGGGCCGAUGAGAGCGAUGCGGCCAGGGAGAAGUUCUUCGUGCCGGAGAGCGACCACUUGACUUUCCUGAACGUUUACCAGCAGUGGGCCCACAACGGUUACAGUGCGAGAUGGUGCGGCGACCACUUCGUGCACCAGAAGUCUCUGAAGAAAGUGCGGGAAGUGCGGGGGCAGCUCGAGGAGAUCAUGCAGCAGCAGAGACUGCAGGUGAAUUCCAUCGGCACUGACUGGGACGUUGUUCGGAAAGCCAUUUGUGCAGGGUACUUCCACAAUGCCAGCAAGUUACGAGGAAUUGGCGAGUACGUCAAUCUCAGGUCACGUAUUCCGGCAAACUUGCACCCCACAAGCUCGCUGUAUGGCCUGGGCUACACUCCAGAUUAUGUCGUCUAUCAUGAGGUCAUGUACACAGUCAAGGAGUACAUGCAGACAGUGACGGCAGUGGAUCCCUACUGGCUUGCAGAGCUAGGUCCAAUGUUCUUCUCCGUGAAAGAGUCCAGUUCGGACUUCCAUGCGAAACAGCGCCAAGAGCAGGAAGCGCGAAGGCAAAUGGAGUACGAGCAGAAGCUGCGAGACGACCUUGAGCGUCAAGCAAAGCAGGAAGAGGCGGAGGCUCUCGUACGAAGCGGUGGGCAAGUGGUAGAGGUGGGCAAGAAGCGGGCUCCUCGCGACAACCUGAGGAAGCUCACAAGCAGCGAGGCAACGGAGCAGGAGGAGCGCCCAAGAGGCAAGAAGGCUUCAGGGCCGUCUGCUGUGGGCAACGACUCUGACUCCGACAGCGCAGCAGCAAAGCGGCGACGGGCAGCAGGACGCAAGCCCCGAGUGCGCUCUGCAUGGGCUGCAGCUGGCUAG